UAGCUGCAGGUCCCUCAGUGAGCGCUGCUUGGGCCUAGUCACUGACCGUUCGCUACUUGUUUUCAGCGGCUGCCGUGCAGUAGUCGGGACGCUGUAGAUUUCUGCAGGAGGCGUUCUACUGACGGUGACCGACAUGGUGCCGUCUACAUCAGACAUGACAGACAUUGACAAGAUUGAUAUGUCGCUUGAUGACAUUAUUAAGUUAAAUAAGCAAGAACAGCAAAGUCAAGCAUUGUUCAAUGGAGGAACACAAACCAAUUUUUUUCAACAAUUUAGAAACAAGGGAAAGUGGGGUGCUCGACGGCAGACAGGUGCUGGAAACAUGGGAGUGCACAAGCGUCCAUAUGGUGUCAAGACAGCAUUGCGUAGGAUGUCGUCUUGGAGUGGAGUUGGUCAUUUGAAUCGUUCACUUCACAUGAGGAAUUCGGCACCUCAGCGGCUACCUUUCAGACGAAGAAUUAACUUUUCAAGACCCAUGGAUUUGGCAAGCAAGUCUUCAUCAGCAUUUAACAGAUAUCCCUUUAAUAGUUAUUCUAAUGCAAAUACAUUUAGAAGUGGAGUGAGAAUGAGGCAGCAGAGAGACACUCGACAAGCCACAUAUUUCCUUAGGAGAGGCCUGAAGGUCCAGGCAGGAAUGGAAAGUGCUCAACAUGAAGAAAUUCAGGACCUGAACAGAAAAAAUGCAUGGAGAACAUCUAUGAACAGAAGUGGUCUUCUGACUGUAUCAUUUGGCAAUCCUUCUGCUUUACCAAGCAGUAGUAUGGGAACAAUGCUGCCGAGACCACCAUUGCCCUUUUUAUUGAAAAAGGAGGGUGCAGAACCAAAGGUUCCCAAGGGUGUCCCUCUUGACUUUGACAUAAACAGUGUUGCUAAACAGACUGGAAUCACACUUAAUGAACGCUUCAAGAUUCUGAAGGAACAAAGACUAUCUCAGCCUCUGAACAAAGGAAGCAGAUUUGUGACUGUGGGAUGAGAUUGGUUUCUUGCCUAGGGCUGUGCUCUGUUUACGUUCCUUUUAUUUUUUUUUUUACCUGACUUUAACUGCAGAGAUCAAGAUGUUAUGUCUCCUGCACCAAGGCUUUGGCUCUUCAUAUUUGUUUUUUGAGAGCUCAAGAGAGCUAAAAUGGAGAUUUUUCGUAUUGUUUGUACUGUGAAAUAUGGAUAAAAGAAUUUAUAAGCCUGGAAAAGUGUGACAUGGAAUUCUUCAGUCACUAUUCACAAACCUUGGCUAGAGUCGAGAUACUGUUAUGACUACAGAUACAUAGUAAGCAUUUUUUUUAUUUUGCUGGAGGAGAUGGUUUCCAUAAAGCGGACUGUUGAUGUUUUCCUACACUGUUAUUUCUUGUACAGUUUUAUGUAUGCUAUACAACCUGUAUAAUUAUUAGACAUCAGAGUCCUUCAGAAUGAAGAUUUACCUUAUUCCAAAAUAUUCAGUUUCAGAAGAAUAUUGUCUGCCGAAGUCUUGUUACUACAGGUUGCCCUCAUGUUAUGGAAAGUCCGCCCCUACUUUUAUUAACGUUCUGACACUACACUGUUAGAAACCUGUUAACUUCAUUUUCAACAUUUUGUAAGAGUUUAUCAGCAAUCAUUUUCAAGCUAAAGUAUUAAGACCUGUUGGGUUUAAUAAAGAGCAACAUUUUGCUUGUUUAGCUAUAAACUGUGGCAAGGAUUUUGCCAAGAAGUGCACUGUGAAGUGUUGCUAAGUAGCAUUUCUGAAAAUGUUAAUGUUUUGUUAACACUUCAAUAUUUAGGUUGAAAUUUUGGUUGGGAUCUUGCCAAGCAUACAGACCAUAAAUAGUUUGUUUCGGUGAAUGACAUUUUUGCUACAGUUAAAUUAUGUUGAUAAAACAAUAUUGUAUAUCUUACCUUUUCAUAAUAAACAGUUCUGCACAACAGGAUGUUCUUAUUGAGACGUUU
Messenger RNA from Hyla sarda, 1917 nucleotides. It is a transcript of the gene FYTTD1, whose product is annotated as forty-two-three domain containing 1. The transcript is spliced from 9 exons. Gene Ontology annotation, biological process: mRNA export from nucleus. NCBI's taxonomy places the organism in Eukaryota, Metazoa, Chordata, Amphibia, Anura, Hylidae. The record is from RefSeq and is a predicted model, not a curated record. Gene Ontology annotation, molecular function: mRNA binding. The coding region runs from base 134 to 973 and encodes 279 amino acids.